AUGGACGCCCCCGCGGCCAAGCGGAGUCGGAGCUGCCCCGCGGGACCGGAGGAGCGCGAUGCCGGGGCCGGGGCCGUGCGCGGCCGGGGCCGACCCGAGGCGCUGCUGGACCUCAGCGCCAAGCGAGUAGCCGAGAGCUGGGCCUUCGAGCAGGUCGAGGAGCGUUUCUCCCGGGUGCCCGAGCCGGUCCAAAAGCGCAUUGUGUUCUGGUCGUUUCCACGCAGCGAACGGGAGAUAUGUAUGUACUCAUCCCUGGGCUACCAGCCUCCAGAGGGCGAGCACGACACCCGGGUGCCCUUCACCCGAGGGCUGCACCUGCUGCAGAGCGGGGCCGUAGACCGCGUGCUCCAAGUAGGGUUCCACCUAAGUGGUAACAUCCGGGAGCCAGGGGGCCCCGGAGAGCCUGAGCGCCUCUACCACGUCUCCAUCAGCUUUGACCGCUGUAAGAUCACAUCUGUGAGUUGUGGCUGUGACAAUCGCGACCUCUUCUACUGUGCUCAUGUGGUGGCCCUGUCACUGUACCGAAUUCGGCAUGCCUAUCAAGUGGAGCUGCGACUGCCCAUCUCCGAGACACUCUCCCAGAUGAACCGGGACCAGCUUCAGAAGUUCGUGCAGUAUCUCAUCAGUGCCCACCACACUGAGGUGCUACCCACUGCCCAGCGCUUGGCUGACGAGAUCCUCCUCCUAGGCUCCGAAAUCAACCUGGUGCACGGUGCCCCAGACCCCACGGCAGGUGCAGGCAUUGAGGAUGCCAACUGCUGGCACCUGGACGAGGAGCAGAUCCAGGAGCAGGUGAAGCAGCUGCUGUCCAACGGUGGCUACUACGGCGCCAGCCAGCAGCUGCGCUCUAUGUUCAGCAAGGUGCGGGAGAUGCUGCGAAUGCGGGACUCCAACGGGGCGCGCAUGCUGAUCCUCAUGACUGAGCAGUUUCUGCAGGACCCUCGCCUGGCCCUGUGGCGGCAGCAGGGUGCUGGCAUGACAGACAAGUGCCGGCAGCUGUGGGACGAGCUGGGGGCCCUGUGGGUGUGUGUAGUCCUGAGCCCCCACUGUAAACCAGAGGAGCAGGCGAGCUGGCUGCAGCUGCUUGGCAAGUGGGACAAACUGGACGUGUGCCCACUGGAAGAGGGCAACUACUCUUUCAACGGGCCCAGCCUGCAGCCCACCACAGCCCUCAGCCCAGGCCCAGAGGAGGAGGAUGUGGUGACUGCAGGUUCCCGCCACACCGUGUUUGGCCGCGCCCUGCAGGCUGGGUCACUGCAUUGGAGUGACACCCACCUGCAGAGGAUCCUGGCCAGCGACUGCUAUGGCCCCAGCCUCACAGGCCACGUGGGCAGCGACAAGGCAACCUUUGACUCCCAGGGCCGCCCCCUCUGGCUGGGGGAGCCAUUCCCCACUGCUUGUGCCCGUGUGGACACCCUGCGUGCCCAUGGAUACCCCCGCCAGGCUCUGCGGCUGGCAGGAGCCAUAGUCAAUACACUCCGGCUACAGCGGCGGCAUCAGCUUGAGAGCUACAAGCAGCAGAAAAAAGAGCUGCUACAGAAAGGCUCCACGUGCAUUACCAACACGGAAGGAUGGGUAGGCCACCCCCUGGACCCCAUUGGCUGCCUCUGCAGGGCGCUCCUGGAGGCCUGUCGCCUGGAGGAAGAGACCCUCGCCCUUUACCCAGACUCCGGCCCCGAGAAGCGGAAGGUGGCCUACCAGCACGUGCAGGUGCCCGGGAGCCCUGGGGAGUCCUACUUGGCACUGGCGCUGGAGGUGGCACUGCUGGGCCUGGGACAGCAGCGAGCCCUGCCUGAGGGGCUGUAUGCCCAGGACAAGGUGGUUCGCAAUGAGGAGCAACUGUUGGCUCUGCUGGAGGAGGUGGAGCUGGAUGAGCGGCUGGUUCAAGUGCUGCGCAAGCAGGCUGGGCUGCUCCUGGAUGGGGGUCCCUCCAGUGGCUUUGGAGAGGUGCUGUUCCGGGAGAGUGUGCCAAUGCACACCUGUGCUCGAUACCUGUUCACCGCACUGCUACCCCACGACCCUGACCUGGCCUACCGCCUGGCGCUGAGAGCCAUGAGGCUGCCUGUACUGGAGACAGCACUUCCGGCUGGAGAUCCUCACCCCAACCCACUAGACUCCGUCAUGAGUAACCGCUUCCCCCGCUGGUUCAUCCUGGGCCACUUGGAGACUCGCCAGUGCGAACUGGCCUCCACCAUGCUGACUGCUGCCAAGGGAGACCCCAAGUGGUUGCACACAGUAUUGGGCUCCAUCCAGCAGAAUAUCCACUCUCCAGCCUUGCUCUUCAAGCUGGCACAGGACGCUUGCAAGACAGCCACCCCAGCCAGCGCACCACCAGACACCACCCUGCUGGGCAUUGCACUGGAGCUAGGCCUGCAGGUGAUGCGGAUGACCCUGAGCACCAUGACUUGGCGGCGAAGAGAGAUGGUGCGCUGGCUUGUCAGCUGUGCCACGGAGAUUGGUCCACAAGCCCUGAUGAACAUCAUGCAAAACUGGUACUCCUUAUUCACACCGGUGGAGGCAGCCACCAUUGUGGCAGUGACUGGCACCACACAUGCCACUCUAUUGCGGCUGCAGCUCGAUGCACCCCGGCGGGAGGAGCUCUGGGCCUGUGCCCGAACCCUGGCCUUGCAGUGCGCCAUGAAAGACCCGCAGAACUGCGCCUUGCCCGCUCUCACCUUGUGUGAGAAGAACCACGCGGCCUUCGAGGCGGCCUACCAGAUUGUGCUGGAUGCAGCGGCUGGUGGCCUGGGCCACGCCCACCUCUUCACUGUGGCCCGAUACAUGGAGCACCGAGGCCUGCCUCUGCGGGCCUACAAGCUGGCUACACUGGCCCUGGCACAGCUCAGCAUUGCCUUUAACCAGGACAGCCACCCCGCCGUCAACGACGUCCUCUGGGCCUGCUCCCUCAGCCACUCCCUGGGCCGGCACGAGCUUUCAGCCAUUGUCCCACUCAUCAUCCGGAGUAUCCACUGUGCCCCCAUGCUCUCUGACAUCUUGCGCCGAUGGACCCUCUCAGCACCUGGCCUGGGUCCCCUGGGGGCUCGCCGGGCAGCCAAACCACUGGGCACUGACCGGGCACCGCUCUGCCAGCUCCUGGACGCCACAGUGGCAGCCUACAUUAACACUAGCCACUCUCGCCUCACACACAUCAGCCCACGACACUACGGCGACUUCAUCGAGUUCCUGGGCAAGGCCCGAGAGACCUUCCUGCUGGCACCUGAUGGGCACCUUCAGUUCGCCCAGUUCUUAGAGAACCUCAAACAGACUUACAAGGGCAAAAAGAAGCUCAUGCUGUUGGUGCGGGAACGUUUUGGCUGAGGGGGUUCCAGCAGGUCGUGAACAGGGUCUCCCUUUGCUCCUGCUUUUGUGGCACCCACUCUGCAUCGGGGUUCUGGACUGGAGGUCCUGUGGCAUCUCAAUAUUGAGUCAGGGAAGGAGCCCAGCUAGAGCUAGGUGGUCUUGCCUGCCAUCCCCAAAGCCUGCCUGGACAUGGGAAUGGGGCGGGGAUGGGGGGUGGUGUCCUGUCACAUGUGUGCCUAGGACUAUGCAAGUGAGUGUUCGAGAUGCACGGAUCAGAAGCCAUACCACCACCCAGAGGCCUAGAAGGGGGUGUGUGCUUGAGUAGCUGGUAUGACCCCACCUUGGGCACCCCAAAAGCAGUAAGCAGGCUCCCCUUCCCCAAACUUGCAGGUCUGGCUUGGGCUCCGGGGGAGCUGGGAGGCAGGACUUUCCAGAAACUGGCUCUCCAAGUCAAUGUAGCAGACCCUUCCCACACCCUACUCUGGAUGGCCAGGGGACUUAGGGUAUCUAAAUUUCUUUUUGUACCUUCCUCUCACUGCCUCAGGAGCCCCCUCCCAGGCUACCCGCCAGGACCAGUGGCUCACCCCCACUGAAGGAUUUAAAGAGGCCUCAGGCCUCAGCCACAUACCUCAACCCCCAUCUGGCCAGGACUCCUAUUCCUGUGGGUACUGGGGUCUCAGAGUGGCCUAGGGGGUCAUUGCUGUUCCUCCCCCUACCUGCUAAUCACUGGACAUACAACUCAGGAACUGAGCCACGCUCACACUGUCAUCAUCCAAACCUGGAGACAAGCACAGGCGAGCCAGGGACUCCCCAUCCCAAAUUUGGAAAGGAAAGAAAGGCUGGCCUCUGGGCAUUCUCUGGCUCUGGCUCUGGCUCUCCCUUUCUCCUCCUCUGUCU
Molecule: messenger RNA, 4197 nt
Organism: Molossus molossus (Pallas's mastiff bat)
Lineage: Eukaryota; Metazoa; Chordata; Mammalia; Chiroptera; Molossidae
Gene: ZSWIM4
Product: zinc finger SWIM-type containing 4
Exons: 14
Coding region: 1-3318 (1105 amino acids)
Cellular component (GO): Cul2-RING ubiquitin ligase complex
Molecular function (GO): zinc ion binding
Source: RefSeq, a predicted model, not a curated record